This is a messenger RNA of Corylus avellana, 2813 nucleotides long. Its product is annotated as LOW protein: exocyst complex component-like protein. Lineage: Eukaryota; Viridiplantae; Streptophyta; Magnoliopsida; Fagales; Betulaceae. Gene Ontology annotation, cellular component: exocyst. The record is from RefSeq and is a predicted model, not a curated record. Gene Ontology annotation, biological process: intracellular protein localization; exocytosis; Golgi to plasma membrane transport.
AAGGGUAAUCGCAGCACAAGUCCCAACAAAACUUGCAAGCUACUUUAAAAUUAAAAUAUAUGCUCCCCUUCUCUCUCUCUCUCUCUAAGUUUUCAGACCAGGGAGCCAGUGACUGAGGAUUGAAGAAAGCGAGAAGGCGUAGAAGAAGAAGAUAAGGAGGAAGAAGAAGCAGAGGUUAGACUCUGUAAAAAUGGAGAGCAGUGAAGAAGAAGACGACUUCCCAUCAAUCGAAAGAAUCAUCCCACAGUCGAGAGUCGACUCUCUCUACCAAUCUCAUACUGAAAAGGGAAUAAGAAAACUUUGUUGUGAGCUUCUGGAUCUAAAGGAUGCAGUGGAGAACUUAUGUGGCAAUAUGCACACAAAGUACUUAGCUUUCUUGAGGAUAUCUGAAGAGGCCGUGGAAAUGGAACAUGAGUUGAUUGAGUUGCGAAAGCAAAUCUCAGCUCAAGGGAUCCUUGUGCAGGAUUUGAUGACUGGUGUAUGCCGUGAACUGGAAGAGUGGAAGCAAUCUAAUGGUGACAACUAUGAAGCUCAGCAAGAUCCUGACAUUUCUGAACUUCAAGAACCCUUGCCAAGUGAAACGGAUGACAAGAAGAUGAUAUUUUUGGAUAAUAUUGAUAUUCUCUUGGCUGAACAUAAAAUUGAAGAAGCAUUAGAGGCUUUAGAUGCUGAAGAGAGAAAUUCUUCAGAGCUGAAUGGCUUGGGAGAUACUUCAGUAGGUGAAGUAUCAGAGUACAAAUCUGCUUUUUUGGAAAGAAAAGCAAUACUUGAGGAUCAACUAGUCCAGAUUAUUGAACAGCCUUCUGUUGGCGUGCUGGAGAUGAAGAAGGCCUUAUCUGGUUUGAUAAAACUUGGCAAAGGAACUUUGGCACAUCAGUUACUUAUUACAUCUUAUGGGUUGCGCCUCCAAAAAAGCAUUGAGGUUCUUCUUCCUUCUUGUUAUGUCUGUCCAAGAACAUUUUCAGCCACAUUAUCUAAGCUUGUAUUUUCUGCAAUCUCAUUGACAACGAAGGAGUCUGCUUCAGUAUUUGGCGACAAUCCGAUUUAUACCAACAGAGUUGUUCAAUGGGCUGAGUGGGAAAUUGAAUACUUUGUACGGUUGGUGAAAGAGAAUGCAGCGUCUUCUGAGGAAGUUUCUGCUUUACGGGCCGCUAGCAUUUGCAUCCAGUCCAGUCUCAACUACUGCUCAAUGUUGGAAUCACAAGGCCUGAAACUGUCAAAAUUACUUUUGGUGCUUUUGCGACCUUACAUUGAAGAAGUUCUAGAGUUGAAUUUCAGAUGGGCUAGAAGACUACUUUUCGAUUUGGUGGAGCUUGAUAAGAGCUUGCUAUUCUCUGAGUUUGUAGAUUCAUUGUCUGCUUUUGCAACAUCACCAGAGAGCGUCAUUCUUGUUGAUAGUGGAAAGAGAUUUGUGUGCAUUGUUAUGGGUAUAUUGAAACAGUUAACCCCCUUGGCCGUUGUGCAUUUUGGAGGAAAUGUAUUAAGUAGAAUCUCACAGCUGUAUGAUAAAUACAUGGAUGCUUUGAUCAAAGCGCUACCAAGCCCCUCUGAUGAUGACGGUCUUAUGGAUCUGAAAGAAGCCAUUCCCUUUAGAGCUGAAACCGAUUCAGAACAGCUUGCAAUAUUGGGAAUAGCAUUUACCAUUUUAGAUGAACUAUUACCGAAUGCUGUGAUCAAUUGGAAGCAGCAGAAUGAAAGCAAUGAACCAAAAAGUGGACCCAUUGAAAACACUGUGCCUAGUGCAAGCACUACAAUAGAUUUAAAGGAUUGGAGGCGCCAUCUUCAGCCCUCAUUUGAUAAGCUUAAAGAUCAUUUCUGUCGGCAGUAUGUUUUGAAUUUCAUCUAUGCAAGAGAAGGCAAAACACGAUUAGAUGCACAGAUCUACUUGAAUGGGAGAGGAGAGGAUCUGUAUUGGGACUCUGACCCUCUGCCUUCGCUUCCAUUUCAGGCAUUAUUUUCUAAGCUGCAGCAGUUAGCGACUGUGGCUGGAGAUGUGUUACUUGAGAAAGAGAAACUACAGAAAAUUUUGCUAGCUAGGCUAACAGAGACAGUUGUAAUGUGGUUGUCUGAUGAACAAGAAUUUUGGGGAGUGCUUGAGCAUGAUUCAGCUCCUCUUCAGCCGCUUGGGUUGCAGCAGUUAAUUCUUGAUAUGCACUUCACUGUUGAAAUUGCACGUUUUGCCGGCUACCCAUCUCGGCAUGUGCACCAGAUUGCAUCAGCCAUAAACGCUCGUGCAAUCAGGACCUUCUCUGCAAGAGGCAUAGACCCGCAAAGUGCACUCCCUGAGGAUGAAUGGUUUGUUGAAACUGCUAAGUCGGCAAUAAACAAACUGCUAUUAGGAGCAUCGGGGUCAGAUACAUCCGAUGUUGAUGAAGAUCACAUAAUUCUACAUGAUGAGAUUGUCACGGAUUCAGAUGACACUGCUUCUUCCCUCUCAAUGGUGGAAUCUUUCGAGUCUUUUGCUUCUGCAAGUAUGGGUGAACUUGAUGGCCCUAUGUUCACUGAUCCUGAGAGCUGAAAGUUUCUCCUAUACGAACGAGGAAAAAAGUGGACCCAAGUUUUGAGCUGUUACCUUAAAUCUGAUGGUGAUCUUUAAGAAAGCUUCAGAUUCAUACAUGUUAGAAGAUAGAUUUUGACCCUGUAGAUUUGGGGUACAAUUGUAGGCAGUAUGUUCAUUGAUGUUUGCACUUGGUCAUGUUUACAUGCAUCAUGUAUCAAUUAUUGAUAAUUAUGAAAUUUUACAUACAAGCAGGAUGAGGCAGUUCUCCCUUUUUUAGUAUUUGAAUUUUUAUACAUAAACUAUAUUUCUUAUC